AUGGUCCGCCGACUGGCCACCCUGGCCACCUGUAACCUCAACCAAUGGGCCAUGGACUUUGAGGGCAACCUGGAGCGCAUCCAGGAAUCCAUUCGUCAGGCCCGAGCCCGCGGGGCCACCUACCGGGUCCUGCUUCCGGAGGAGGAGAUCGCGUACGGCCCCGCCUGCUGGCUGUGGGACUACCUGCGGCGCUGCGGGGCCUCCGGCUUCCUGUUGCCCCUGUCGGGGGGGGCGGACAGCUCCUCAGUGGCGGUCAUCGUGGGGGCCAUGUGCCAGCUGGUAGUUGAAGCUGUGAAGGCAGGUGACCCACGGGUCAUUGCAGACGUACGGCGAGUGGCUGGGCAGUUGGCCGGCAGGCUGCUCAGUUGCGUGUAUAUGGGCACCGUCAACAGCUCCUAUGCGACCCGGGAGCGUGCCCGGCUGCUUUGCGAGCAGAUCGGCGCCUACCACCUGUCCUUGAGUAUUGACACAGUGGUUGAGGCGGUUAACAUUCAGGCGCGAUUGCGCAUGGUCCUGGCCUUCCUGCUCGCCCAGCUGCUGCCCUGGGCUCGGAGCUUGACAGGGCCCAGUGGGGGCGGGGGCGGGGGUUGGCUGCUGGUGCUGGGUUCCGCGAAUGUGGACGAGUUAAGAUCCCGGGACUGGCAGGCUGUGGAGGCGGCCCCCCCAACUGCGGAGCUGGAGCCGCUACUGGACGAAGUUGACAUGGGCAUGACGUACGCGGAGCUGUCGCUGUACGGCAGGCUGCGCAAGGUGGCCCGUGCUGGCCCCGUUGCGAUGUACAACGCGUGCGCCGCCAUGUGGCGGGGCCGCGCCCUGGCCCCGGGGGCCAUUGCCGCCAAGCCUCCAGUCCUCCAGCUCACCGCAACACGCCGCCGCACCCUGGACCCGGGUGACGACGAGCCGCAGGUCAAGGAUUUUUUCCGGUUCUAUUCCAUCAACCGUCACAAGGCUACCGUACUGACACCGUCGUACCACAUGGAGUCGUACUCGCCAGACGAUAACCGCUACGACCACCGGCAGUUCCUGUACAACGUACGGUGGCCCUGGCAGUUCAAGCGGAUCGAUGAGCUGGCGGCCCGGGAUGCUGCGGAGGAGGGGGCGGGGCCGGGGGCGGGGGCGGAGGCGGAGGAGGGGGCGGGGGCGGGAGCGGGGGAGGGGGCGCAGGCCCCAGCACCCCCAGCGGGCGCUACCAGGGGCUGA
Volvox carteri f. nagariensis is the source of this 1200-nucleotide messenger RNA. RefSeq lists its product as uncharacterized. The transcript is spliced from 11 exons. Gene Ontology annotation, cellular component: cytoplasm. The record is from RefSeq and is a predicted model, not a curated record. Gene Ontology annotation, biological process: NAD+ biosynthetic process. Bases 1 to 1200 code for a protein of 399 amino acids. Lineage: Eukaryota; Viridiplantae; Chlorophyta; Chlorophyceae; Chlamydomonadales; Volvocaceae. Gene Ontology annotation, molecular function: NAD+ synthase (glutamine-hydrolyzing) activity; ATP binding; glutaminase activity.